AUGAUGAGUACCAAUGGAAGGGGCCCUUCUACUUCAUCCAAGGAGCAGAUCCUCAGUUUGGACUGAUGAAAGCUUGGGCAGUGGGAGACACUAACAAUGGAGAUGAUGAAUGGGGAGAAGAAAUCAAAUUAGCAGAGCAAGCAGUGCAGGCCAUUAACAAACUAAAUCCUAAACCCAAGUUCUUUGUGUUGUGUGGAGACCUUAUCCAUGGAAUGCCAGUAUCAGGAAGGACCAUUAUGUGUUGGGAGGAACUUGUCUUUGAAGACAUGCCAACCCUCAAACUCUGUUGCCUUUCAGAGCUCCCUCCCACAGGGUCCUACAGACCAGUUCCCGAAAAGGUGGUCGUCUGUCCCAAGGCCCCAGGUCUGCUCUCUGCCUUCCGGACCCCCUCGGGACCUUCAGCUCUGCUUUGGUGGCUGCUGGGGUUAACGCAUCCCCAGCACUGGUGUCUCUGUGAGCAGCAGGACGAGGGCCCUGUGGGUGAUGAGGUUGUCCCAGCCUUCUUCCUGGAUCGCUGUCAGCAGAUCGCAGGGAGGGCAGUCUCCCGUAAGAGCCAGGGUCUGUGA
Molecule: messenger RNA, 566 nt
Organism: Balearica regulorum gibbericeps (East African grey crowned-crane)
Lineage: Eukaryota; Metazoa; Chordata; Aves; Gruiformes; Gruidae
Source: RefSeq, a predicted model, not a curated record